AGUAGCACUACGCAUCCUUAUCCUUCAACUUUCUGAAGCUACCUGCUACCUGCUACCUACCACCUAUAUCCACACACCCUUACCUAACGUACCUAAACAUUCCCGACUUUAUUUAUUAAUAUCAUUCUAGAAUAACUACCUAGAAAUAUCAUCAUUUAACACCAUCACCGCCGUUAUUGUCAAUUAAUUGCAUUUGGUCUUGCAACCUCUCUUCCAAUGUACUCGUAAUUCCUUUUUUUUUUCUUUUCUCUCCUCUCCUUAAUCUCAUACAGUAUUUAUAUGUCUCCUCAUCGCCCCUCUUAUAUAAUUGCUCAUGCUCAUGCACUUCGGCGUGAUCGCGCACAUCCCUAAUCGCAAUGGAAGACCUCUCAAGAUCUGAAUACCCAGCUAUGCUGGCUAAUCUGCAACCCAACCAAGCCGUCCACGCCCUCAACGACCGAGUGAAGCGCAUAACAAAAGUCAACAACGAGAUCGCCGAUUGGUUACAGGAGCGACGCAAAGUAGAGGAACAAUAUGUAGCUGGGCUAAAGAGGUUGACCCAGUUUCGGGUUCCUAACGCGCAGUCGGAACUUGGAACAUUCCAACCACAAUGGGACAAGAUAAUCCAGUCUGCCGAUGCCGUCGCCAUGUCCCAUCACAUUUUCGCCACCAAGAUUGAGAAAGAUGUCGAAACGCCUUUACGAAGCUUCCACCAGAGAAAGGAGAUGAUUAAUAUUCAUACCGUCCAGGGAAAUCUUCAGAAUAUGGCUAAGGAACUCGAGGAUGCCCAGGAACGGUCUGAAAAGCUUACCAAGAAAGGUGGCAAAGCUAGCGCUCAGAAGGUAGAUCUAGCAGCUGGGAAGCUAGAGUCUGCUACGCAGCAAUGGGAGUCACAAGCACCGUUUAUAUUCGAAUCUCUACAAGCCUUGGACGAGAGUCGAAUGGAUCAAUUGCGGAACUCUCUCACUCUUUAUGGUACUUACGAAGGAGAGCAGGCGCAAAGUCACCAGAGCGAGUCCGAGACCGUAUUAAAUAGCUUGCUAGACUACACCACCGCGAAAGAAAUAGAACACUUCGUAGCGAAGACGACGGCGGGCCGACCCAAGCUCGAGAAACGGACGACUACGACACGACAAUCCUCCAGUCUCAGCGGGCAAAAUUCCGCAACAGCGCCCGCUCCUAGUAUACAUACACCAGCUGCCGAUGAUCAUAGCGAACAUUCAGUCACUAAGGAAGCGCCCCCGGAGAAUAAGUUACGUAGUCGCAUUGGUACUAUGCUUGGUCGGCGACGACAGAGCAUUCACGGUGGCUUUGGUCAACUAUCACCGGCAAAAGGUCCUUUUGGUAGGAACAUAAGGAGCAGUCAUGGUUUAUCGCCUAGAGCAUCGUCGAGCAACCUCGGUGACUCUACAAACCGCCUAGGAUCGCUGGUGGAAGAUCCGGACACAACCGAGACGCCCUCACGAGCAUCCGAGGCCAGAGAGAAGCAAAGUCACGACGGUACGAAUGGUAUAGGCCGUGACGGAUCGACCGAAAUAGCGCCACCCGCAACAGCGGCCUCAGCGCCAUCACGUAUAAAUGGUACAUCUGCCGCUGCUGCCGAUGUUGCUGAUGUUCCUCCUCCGCCGGGGCCCCCACCAUCUCACAAGGAACCGGAGAAGGAUUCCGAAGGUUUUAGUGUCCCCGCCCCGUCUGACGAUCCGAUAUCCCAAGCGCAGAGGGAAGCAGCCGCGCAAGAGGCCGAGCAACUAUUCAAACUGAACAUCCAAAAGGAACCUGUAGCCGAAGAAGACCCGGAAGAAAAGAAGGCGGCUCUUUCAAACGUCGCUAACAGUCUCUCGGCUAUGGGUAUACCAGCUCGGAAAGUGGGCACAGUUAGAGGCCGGAGAGACGUACGGAACACUAUAUAUGUUCCUGCUCCAGUCUCCGAGGGUUCUGCGGCUGAGCACCCGGUUCCUGUUCCUCCUCCCUUCCAUACUAUGUCAUCCAAACCUGCUGGAGUCGCUACUCUUGCUUCCGAGGCCAGUAUUGCAGGUACAUCGGAUACGCAGUCGAUUCGGUCCGGUAACUCAUUGAGUAGCAUUGUUCACGUGAAACACCCCGAUAUGCACGAACCGGGUCUUAAUUCGUCUGUCAUGGAGACAGUCUCAGCAACCUUCGAGAACGGCGAAGUUCGUGGUGUCAAAGUAAACGGCGAGAUCGCCUUCUCGUAUAAUUCGGAUUCUACCCCUCCUACUCAUCUACCUAUUCGUAUCAACAACUUCCCCGCUCUUGAAGCUAUCGGUCCCAACCGCAUUUUCGUCACGAACGAUGCCCCCGACCAUUCGGAACAAUUUAGCUUAGAUGCUUCCCAUUUACAGAAGACAUCUAUUGGUUUCUCUUACAGACUUCAUAUAGACUCGAGUGCUACUCCCACGGAGCACGUACCUAUUCUUCUAAGCCCCAUUUGGAAGCCCCAAGGAGACAAAUUGGGUUUAUUACUUCAGUAUAAACUCAACCCUGCAUUCAAGUUCGCGAAUGCAGGCUCUAGUGUGCAGCUACAUAGCCUAGUGCUAUUCGCUUCAUAUGAAGGCAAGGCUUCGGGUGCACAGACGAAACCAUCCGGCACACAUCUAAAAGAGAAACACCUAAUCUACUGGCGUCUCGGCGACCUCACUUUAUCUGUGGACGGGGACUGGCAGAAGAUUGUAUGCCGAAUAAUAGGCGAUCAGGGCGUAGAGCCCAAGCCGGGCAGCAUCGAAGCACGAUGGGAGGUCACCCCACCGACGGAGAUGACUGAAGGCGGAAACGCAAUCUCGGUAUCCCGAUUCGAAGAGGGUAAGGGCAAAGAGGUAGAACUCACCGAAGACGAUCCAUUUGCGGACGAUACCGCCGCCACCGAAGAAGGGAAGUGGAUCGACGUACCUACUAUAAGGAAACUUGUAAGCGGCAAGUACGAAGCGAGAUAGAGAUAAGACGAUCGAUGUAAGAAGAAAGCGGAGGAAAAGGAAGGAAAGCUUUUGCUAGGGAGAACAAAUACCUGAGAUUUUUCUUGUGUCUGGACGACGAUGAUGCUCUUUUGUAAAAUCAGAUUAGCGGGUUGUCCAAAAUUGAAAGGUCCCAUUUGUGCAUAUCUAUAUCAAUAUGUAGCUUCGAACUAGCUGUUCAUUAUGUAGGUUAGGUACUCAGUUCUCUUUCUUUGUAUUUUCGCAUCCGAUCGGUCGAUCGAUUGAUUCCCUUUUGUUUUUUUGUUACCAUAAAAAGCCAUUCGCAUUUUAGUUCAGAUAGGUACCCUAGCUAUUACGACUACAGCAUAUUUCCGGUAUCACAACAUCAAUUUCAUCACUACAAAAAGAAAAAUGCG
Molecule: messenger RNA, 3322 nt
Organism: Hypoxylon trugodes
Lineage: Eukaryota; Fungi; Ascomycota; Sordariomycetes; Xylariales; Hypoxylaceae
Product: Muniscin C-terminal mu homology domain-containing protein
Exons: 5
Coding region: 357-2927 (856 amino acids)
Biological process (GO): septin cytoskeleton organization
Cellular component (GO): cytoplasm; plasma membrane; cell division site
Source: RefSeq, a predicted model, not a curated record